AUUUUCUGUUAUCAGUCCAUGCAAACCCGUGGAAGUUAACAAUAAACAGUACAAACACUAUAUACAAACUACAAACUGCAAAUUACAUAAUAUACCUAUCAUCUUUUAUUCAGGAAAAUCUUUGAUCUAAUCAUAGUGCAUAUUUUGGCCAAGAAACUGUCAUUAUAGGAGGAGAUAAAUGCCUCAAUGGCUAUGACCAAGAACGAAAAGAUUUUGAUUUAUCAAUAAUUGCAGUCAGUGCCAAACUAAUUAUUCAAAGUUUUUAAAACAAGUAUAACUUAUCAUUUUAUAAGUUCACAAUAAUGACUACGGAUAAGUCAUUAGCCAAGGAGAUAUUUUUUCAUUCAUGCAUAAAUGGUGACUUGAAUACAAUUAAAAUUAACUUGUUUCAUAACGUAUCACCAUUCAGCCUUGAUAAGUUUGGAAACAAUGCUUUGCACCUAGCUUCUAUGAAUAAUCAACCAAAAGUAUUGGAAUAUUUACUAAAGACUGUCAAAACGUAUAAAAGUAACUUUCAGAAUAAAAUUGGACGUACUGCUUUAAAUAUUGCAGCUGCUCAAGGUGCAUAUGAGUGCAUUGAAGUUUUAUUGAACAAUUUUCACUGUGAUAUCAAUUCUACAGACAAGAUUUUUCACAAUAGUCCAUUACACUGGUGUGUUACAAGCAAAUGUAUCAAAGGUGUUAAAAAGUUAUUAGAUGAGGGAGCUGAUUUUACUUCUGUAAACAAGUUUGGUAAAACCCCUUUACAACUUGCCAAAAUAACAUGUCUGGACAUUUUUCAAUUAAUAGAUAAUUUUAUCAAAAAUAAAAAUAAGGACCAAUGUUUACAGACAAAUCCACAGAUUAAUAAUAAUAUUAGAACAAAAAUGAAAACUAUCUCAAAUUCAUCACAAUUUAAAAUAACUAAUGAUGAAUCAAAAUCUAAUUCAAAAAUAUUUGAUAAGAUUGUUGAUCAGCAAAGUGGUAAUUGUGAAACAAUAUUAGAUCCUGAUUUGGCAUCUAAUAAUGGAGAUGAAUCAUUUUAUCUAGAUAUUUCAAAAUUAAAACAUGGCGAUAAUUCCGUUUUAAAAUUACUGGAAAAAUCUAUCGAACCAGUAGACGAAACCUCUUUUGUAUCAUCUAUUUUAAGUAGCGGAAAAGUUAUUCAGUUGACUGAAGCUGGUAUACUUGCUUUAGAAUACACCAAAAAUGAAAUAAAUACUCCAAUUCCUGAUCGUCUUGUUCAAAGUUUCUUGAAUACAUCUCAACAGUAUAAUAAAAAUAAAAAUCAUAUUGACAAUGAUAAUAUUGAAAAAGAUACUGAAUUAAGCUCCAAAACACUCGCCAGAGGAGUAAAACGACUGAAAAGUCCACAACCGUGCUCUAAAAAAUUUAAAUAUACUGAAAGUACUAAAAUUACAGAGUUUGAAAGUUUAUUAGAUCAAUUGAGUUCUAACUGUACUAAAACUGUGCCCAGAGUUUAUAAUUCAAGUUCCUAUUGCUCGCAAAAUUUGUCUACUGCAGAAAGUAGUACAAUGAGAAAUAAUAAAGUUUGCAAAAAUCAAUUAGUAUGUGUAAACUCUGACAUGAAUGCACAACCCAAGUGGGUAGAUGAUCUGAUGUGUUUAUUGCAUAAAUUAGAGAAUUCGGAUACAGUGGAACAUAAAAUAAUUGAUCUUGCUUGAUGAGCAUUAUCAUUUUUUAUUUGUGAAAAAAUGAUCGCUUGUCUAAAAAGUAAGACUUAGGUUCUAAAAACCGGCUCAGUACAUCUAUACAUUGUUUGUUAUUUAUUUUCAAAAAUGGUUUUAGGUUCUAUGUAUUUUAUUUUAUUUGAGUUGUUCAA
Molecule: messenger RNA, 1822 nt
Organism: Melanaphis sacchari
Lineage: Eukaryota; Metazoa; Arthropoda; Insecta; Hemiptera; Aphididae
Gene: Atac3
Product: glycerophosphodiester phosphodiesterase GDE1
Exons: 10
Coding region: 303-1664 (453 amino acids)
Molecular function (GO): protein binding
Source: RefSeq, a predicted model, not a curated record